Molecule: messenger RNA, 2635 nt
Organism: Equus quagga
Lineage: Eukaryota; Metazoa; Chordata; Mammalia; Perissodactyla; Equidae
Gene: HAO1
Product: hydroxyacid oxidase 1
Exons: 8
Coding region: 845-1957 (370 amino acids)
Molecular function (GO): oxidoreductase activity; FMN binding
Source: RefSeq, a predicted model, not a curated record
GGAAAAGCAGGCUCCAAGUUCAAGGGAAAAUUCUCAUACAGAUGUAGGCAGUUGGAAGUUAGCUGCUGAACGGCUGAUGAGUGGCUUUAAGUGAAGGCUUCUAGCCUGAAACCCAGGUCUGGCUGAUAUCAAAGCCUUGCUUUCUGAAUCAUGUGUUACUGGUACAGAUCUUUCUCAGGUUCCUCAUGAUUGAGAGAAAUUUUAGACUGAGUCCACAAGGUCUUUUGGAAUGCCACCUCCCUACAUCCUCUCUAGAGCUAGACAAGACUCUUUAAGAAUUAGCUGUCAAUUUGGCCUUAAUGCUCCUUAUUAAAGCCAAAUGUUUAUGAUUGGCUGACGUUCAUAUUGUGUAGACCCCCCGUAUUUACUGGAUGCCCCACUCAUUACACAAGCUCUUUUUCAUGUGAUAUGUGUAUGAUCCAAAUGUGGAUGAAAAAUGAGGGUGGAGCCCGUCCUGGGUACCAAGCGAAGAGCAAAGUCCAUACUGUGUGGAAGAAGCAGCCUUGAACAGAACUGAGUCAAAGCGCUUUCAUGCAGUUCCUCCUCUACGUCCUUAAUUUUUGACUCAUUCCUCUGCCUUUUUAAUGUGACAGACAACUAACCCCUCCUGUCGCCUUGUAAGGAGGGCUUGUGGCUUAGGUGCAGCUGUUCUUUGGCAGACAGCCGCAAACGAAAUUUCAAAGUCUAAGUCUAUGUUUGCUUAAUUAAUGUAAGCAACAGAGAACUAAAGCUGAACUUUGGAAAAGGUCUAUUAAUAAUUGACAAGUAACAGAAUUGUCAGGAUGUAGAAAACAAUGCAGGAAAAAAUACCCCCCAAAACCUGGAGUUGCACUAACCUGUGAAAAUGUUCACCCGGCUUGUUUGUAUCAACGAUUAUGAACAACAUGCUAAAUCAGUACUGCAAAAGUCGAUAUAUGACUAUUAUAGGUCUGGAGCGAAUGACGAGGAAACUUUGGCUGAUAAUGUGGCAGCAUUUUCCAGAUGGAAGCUGUAUCCACGGAUGCUCCGGAAUGUUGCUGAAGUAGACUUGUCGACUUCUGUUUUGGGGCAGACGGUCAGCAUGCCCAUAUGCGUUGGGGCUACCGCCAUGCAGUGUAUGGCUCAUGUCGAUGGGGAGCUUGCAACCGUGCGAGCUUGCAGGUCACUGGGAACCGGCAUGAUGCUGAGUACCUGGGCCACCUCCUCAAUUGAAGAAGUGGCAGAGGCUGGUCGUGAGGCGCUUCGCUGGCUGCAGCUGUACAUUUACAAGGACCGUGAGGUCACCAAGCAGCUAGUGCGGCGGGCUGAGCGGAUGGGGUAUAAGGCCAUAUUUGUGACGGUAGACACCCCUUACCUGGGCAACCGCUUCGAUGAUGUGCGUAACAGGUUCAAGCUGCCACCCCAACUCAGAAUGAAAAAUUUUGAAACCAAUGAUUUAGCAUUUUCUCCUAAGGAAAAUUUUGGAGACAACAGUGGCCUUGCCACAUACGUGGCUAAAGCAAUAGACCCAUCUAUCAGCUGGGAGGACAUUAAAUGGCUGAGAGGACUGACAUCACUGCCAAUUGUUGCAAAAGGCAUUUUGAGAGGUGAUGAUGCCAGGGAGGCAGUUAAACACGGUUUGGAUGGGAUUCUGGUGUCGAAUCAUGGGGCUCGACAACUUGAUGGGGUGCCAGCCACUAUUGAUGCUCUGCCGGAAAUUGUGGAGGCUGUGGAAGGGAAGGUGGAAGUCUUCCUGGAUGGGGGUGUGCGGAAAGGCACUGAUGUUCUGAAAGCUCUGGCCCUGGGAGCCAAGGCUGUGUUUGUGGGGAGACCGAUCAUUUGGGGCUUGGCUUCCCAGGGAGAGAAAGGUGUUCAAGAUGUCCUUGAGAUACUAAAGGAAGAGUUCCGGUUGGCCAUGGCUCUGAGUGGGUGCCAGAAUGUGAAAGUCAUCGACAAGACAUUGGUGAGGAAAAAUCCUUUGGCCGUUUCCAAGAUCUGACAGUGCACAAUAUUUUCCCAUCUGUAUUAUUUUUUUCCGGCAUGUAUUACUUGACAAAGAGACACUGUGCAGAGGGUGACCACAGUCUGUAAUUCCCCACUUUGAUACAAAGGGUGUCGUUCUUCUCCAACAAAAUAGCAAUCCCUUUUAGUUCAUUGCUUCUGACUUUUCAAUGGGUGUCCUAGGAACCUUUUAGAAAGAAAUGGACUUGCAUCCUGGAAAUAUAUUAACUGUUAAAAAGAAAACAUUGAAAAUGUGUUUAGACAACGUCAUCUUCUGGCAGGCUAAAGUGCUAAAAACCGAAAUAUAUCCUUUGAUAAAGUCGGAGGUAGCUAAGGCUGAGGUAGAAAGAUAUUGAUCUUACUGUUUAUUAAGUGACAUUGCAUUUAGAUAUCCUUGAGACAGUGUUCUCAGAUUGCAAUCUCAGGUUCAAAUGGUUGGACAUGCCUGGAGAAACAGAAGAUUUGGAUUCACAACACUGAGGGGUGGCACUUGACGGAGCUUGGAUGAGUUGCUGAUAAUUUGUGAUUUUCUGGAUACUUUUUAGCACCCUGAGCUAUGCCACUUCUUUGAACGUCGAUUUCCAUUCACAUCUUUAGUGUCUGAAUCUAUCUGAAUAUUUUAUGCUAUAUAUAGCUUCUUAAUCACAAAGAAAUAAAGCAGUUUUUGAAAAAAAAA